Molecule: messenger RNA, 2348 nt
Organism: Amoebophrya sp. A25
Lineage: Eukaryota; Dinophyceae; Syndiniales; Amoebophryaceae
Source: the annotation of a GenBank genome assembly
GACGGGUCUAAAAAAGACGAUACGAACACGGCAACAUGAUACACGUAGAAGUUUUGAUGCAGCAACGUCAAGAAAAAGAACGAUCUCAAAACAGCUGUCUGAGAUAAGUUGGAAACACGAACAAGUGUGGUAGUCGUAGAACCAAUUUCGUCGUUCCUCCGCUUUCGUUCGUCACAUGACUAUGUAACGAGAGUAUACAACAUAACUAGAAACGAGAUUAUUGAUGCUAAACUCCACUUAACAACGAGAACGAGAGCAUGAUGAGGGUACUAUCGACAACGAUGAAGAAUUUAGGAAAUAAGAUCUUAUUUCGUGAGACGCAAAUUCAAAUGAGACUCUGUCUGAGACAAACAAUCUUCUGGGGAGCGUCGAGAGCGGUCGUCAGUGCACGUGGCAGAGAGUAUAGUCGUGAGGGAGAGUAUAGUCGUGGUCUGUUGUGGACAUAGACAAGUGAUUAUGGGAGUCAUCGUGGUCGUACGGAGUUAUGCUUAAUAUGAUCACUCAAUCUCAAGCGAAGAUGGCAACAUCAAUAUUUUUAUAUUAUCGUUCUUGUAGUUUUUCAUUUUCUUGCAAGAACUAAGUUGUAGUAAGUAAACGAGUCCAGCUCGCACGACGCACGCCUACAUCAUCACACUCCCAUCAUCGAAAAAUCUUACCCCAUCCCUUUUAGGACGAAAAGAUUUAGGAGAUUCCAAGAAAAACAAAAGAACCCGAAAAGAAAGAAUUUUAUUCGAAGAGGAAAAUCAGCAACAUCAGGAAGACAACAAGAACAACUCCACCUAGAGCUAUAACACUAACACGACCUACUUCUAGUUGUGGUGCAUAAGACUAAGAGUGUAACUCCUAGAGUUCAUAUCAUCUAGUACGCGACCUACUUCGUCAUCAUCGACUAGAACUGUAGCUACUUAGAGACAACAAAUAAGACCAGCAAGAUGUUGUCCCUCAUUUCGAUGAAACGCACCGCAGCUUUGUGCGCGUUGUAUACAACCGGUGGUAGUGUCCUGGAGAUUUCCGCGAACAAGAAGGUUACCUUCUUGAAAGACAUCAAGAAUAAUGGUCAUGCAGCAAGUACACCAAAAGGAACCGGAGAAGAAACCCCCCGACAUCCUCAUCACCUCCGCGGGAGGAAGUCAGUAAUUGGAGGUAUAUCUUUAACUUUGUAAGUGUGAAUGUAUUAGAUUGAGGUCCUAAAGACUUCAUCAUGUAGAGUUAGAGUAGUCCAUCAAUCUUCUGUGUUCGUUCUCUCUUCUUCCAAAACACCUCGUAGGAAAAGCAGAAUGCUGAGAGCUUCUCAACUUCAUAAACAAGAUCGCUAAGUCGAUGCCUUACACUCUUUGGGUUUAAAGUUAUUUAUAUUCUAAUUGCACUACGACUACCUGUAGACAUCAGAACGUAUUCAUUUAAAGAACAACGAAAUUUUUGCAGACCACACACUAUUUUCCUGUCAUCUUGCUACGUCGUCGUGGUUUCUCUGACUGGGACUGCGGUCAAUUUUGGACUCCUGUUCUGUGGCAACUUUUCUGCUCGUGUUAAGCGAGAUGGCUUCCUAUCCUGUAUCACUAUGUAUAUUAUAAUGUUGCAUCUUCGUUUCCAAAAAUAUCUCUAUUUUCCAUGCAGGAACUGACGAGCAGGAACAACUGACUCCGAAUCCAGUAAAAUGGAAAAUAAAGGCUCAACAGGGCUUGCUAGGUAUGGCUUCACUUUAACGGAACAAAGUAAACGAAUGUCGGCGAAGUUCCUAGGUUAGUAGGCUGGUUAGACUAUUUUAGUAUUGGUUCAUUUUUACCCUUUCCAGGCCCUUCGCUUUUCCAUCACCAAAGAAAUCGAUGGAUAUUUAGUAGUCUGGUAGAUUUAUUUCAACCGGCCUCGCAUCUCCAGCACCAAAAAAUCGAUGGAGCAGUAGGCGGGCAAAAUUGCUUCAGCGCUCUUCCUUGCCUUUUCUUGCCGAAAUCGCUAGAGCAGUAGGCAGGGGAGAAAGCCUCCUGCAUUCUCUGUGCGUUUGUCCGACAUUUCUGGAACCUCCACUGGAAAUCAAAGCUUUGGAAAAUGGCCAGAAAUGGCCACGAAACAGCACUAAGGCGCCGCUUUACCGAAUGUCGGGCAUUAGUGGUCUUCGUCUUGUUGCGUGCCUUAUUUGUGCCGAAAACAGGCAAGAUUCUUGAUUCUUGAUUUUCCGACAGGGUUAGUAGUAUUGUGCCUCACUUCAUUUUCCGACAUUCCGUUCCCGACAUUCUGUUAAAGUCAUCACAUUCAUACAACCUCGCCAGCAGGCGCGGGAACUGGAAAGAAAGACGAAGACUCCCGCGGAGGAGCAUGGCGCGACAAGCCCUGUGGGAGGACAGCGAUAA